AUGUCAGAAUCAACGACAGGCACAGGUGUCGUCUACCAGGACCUGCACNCCGUCAAUCACCCUGCAGUGCAACAAGACACUCGCGAUGCGCGCACCGCGACAGCCACGGACGCCGCCCAGAACUUGACUGAAGAGCCCACGGCCAGUCACGCCCUUGCCCAAGCCGACAUUGAUGAGAAGGGCGUCGCACAGCUCGCUCACAAUGCUGAUGUCAAGGAUUUGGGUUGGAACGAGCCGUCGUCCAAGAUCCCCGCUCCUCUGGUCGGUGGUAUGGACAAUGAAGAGCUCUGGGUCUUGGUCCGUCGCUUCAACAAGGUGAGUCCAUAG
Messenger RNA from Aureobasidium uvarum, 327 nucleotides. The record is from the annotation of a GenBank genome assembly. Lineage: Eukaryota; Fungi; Ascomycota; Dothideomycetes; Dothideales; Saccotheciaceae.